Labrus mixtus (cuckoo wrasse) is the source of this 1501-nucleotide messenger RNA. It is a transcript of the gene tradd, whose product is annotated as tnfrsf1a-associated via death domain. Gene Ontology annotation, biological process: extrinsic apoptotic signaling pathway; positive regulation of canonical NF-kappaB signal transduction. The coding region runs from base 94 to 963 and encodes 289 amino acids. The transcript is spliced from 5 exons. Gene Ontology annotation, molecular function: transmembrane receptor protein tyrosine kinase adaptor activity. Gene Ontology annotation, cellular component: tumor necrosis factor receptor superfamily complex. NCBI's taxonomy places the organism in Eukaryota, Metazoa, Chordata, Actinopteri, Labriformes, Labridae. The record is from RefSeq and is a predicted model, not a curated record.
UGCUCAGCCAAUGGGAGGUCGGGAAAAUUGUACCAGUGGGUGUGAUCCCUGAGGAGGAAGCGUCCCCGAACAAUAUAACAAAGUUUGAAGAGGAUGGCAGACAGGACUGUGGAUGGUGGGCCAUGGACAGGAUGUGCAGUUAUGUUUCUGCAGUCGCUCUGUCCUCGUGUUGACCUGCUUUCUCUCUUCAAAGAACAGGGAAAGUUCAUUGUCUUUAAAGUCAUCAAGCUGACACUUACAGAUUCUGCAGGAGGAUUGGGUGGUUAUGAGAUACUUAAGGUCCAUGACGCUGAUCCCUUCCUGGGGGUGGAGGUGAAGUUUGUGGAUGAGGCAGCCUGUCAGUACUUCCUCGAGAGCUACAGCUCUGGAGCAGUGCGACAGUCCCUCUCCCAACAUGCCUGCCGGCUUCUUGCUCUUUCACAAGAGCUCACUGUGGAAACCCAGCUCAAAGCCAGCACACACAUCCUGGAUCUGUAUCUGGACAAGCUGGAACUUUGUCUGAAGCACAUCCACCUGUCACAGCCGGAGCGUCUGCGGGACGAGGAGAUUGAUCUCCUAGAGCAGCAGCUGGAGAGUGAAGCCCUCGGUCCAGCCCCUCAGGCUGUCACCAUCACACAGGAAGAGUCGGCGGUCCCCAGCAACUGCUUUAAGUUUCAGAAUAGAGUGUAUGAGGACCGUAUGCUGACAGCAGCAGAUGUUCAGAGCUUCUCUAACAGAGUGGGCCGUCAGUGGAAGCACGUAGGGAGGGCCCUGGGGAAGAGCUGCGGGGCUCUGAAAGGUCCGGCCAUAGACAACCUGGCCUACGAGUACGAGAGAGAAGGGCUGUAUGAGCAAGCCUAUCAGCUGCUCAGCCGCUUCAUUGAGGCAGAGGGGCGGGCAGCCAAGUUGAGCCGGUUGGUCAAAGCACUGGAGGACUGCAAACUCACCAGCCUGGCUGAGAAUAUUUUGGACAUACAGCCUUGAGAGUGACCCUGAUUGCUUUUCACCUGCCUGAAAACUAAGGGGGAGAGGUCAUCUCCACUCUCUACAGUUCACUGUGUCCUGCCUGCUUUUAUGUACAGUAUGUUUGUUCUUGAUUGACGUCUGUCAUUCUCAAAUCAUUCCUCAGUGUGUGUGUGUGUGUGUGUGUGUGUGUGUGUAUAUGUGUGUUUGUGUGUGUGAGAGCAUGCUCCAGACAAAGAAUUGAUUUAUAUCUUGAUUGCCUUUUCAAUUAUUAGAAUUAUUGUUUGAAUUUAGAUAAAAUGAACUGUUAUCAUUGUCAUAAAAUAUGCUGUCUUGAGUUUUAAACACUGUAUAACCUGUUUUCAUCAUGCAGCUCUUUUACUUCUGCUGUAUGAGUCAAUUUACACAUGGAGCCUUUUGGGUCUUAUUGCUAAUGAGAACACAACUGAAGCUUAUGGAUUUUUUUCUACAAAAUGGGUUUCUACAAAUUAAAUGGUUUUAAAAAAAAGUCUUCAUGUUUUUGUAUGAUGCAUUAGUGUAAUUAAAACUGAAAACAUAA